This is a messenger RNA of Bursaphelenchus okinawaensis, 959 nucleotides long. The record is from the annotation of a GenBank genome assembly. NCBI's taxonomy places the organism in Eukaryota, Metazoa, Nematoda, Chromadorea, Rhabditida, Aphelenchoididae.
AUGGAGCCGAGAACUGCUGAGGAGGCCUUUAAUGCUGAGCUAAUCAUAUGGGAGGAUCUCAGCCGACGACUUGUUAGUUACUUCGAACUAAAAAGACGAAGCAGCUUCGCUGCAGAUGUUUGUGUACUUAAGGCACAAGAGAGUGUCGAAGCUGAAAUGACUAGAUUGGAGACUAUCAGAAGUAAGAAGAGACAAUUGGCCGAGCAAGAGAAGCGCAACUUAAAUGCGGUGGAAGAGGAGACGUCAAAACAUGGACGAGACCGCAGUCAAUAUCAAGUAUUACCGCCAGCUAAUGACGAAAAGAAGAAGAAGAAAAAGAAGGUUCACAAGGUAGGUUUAAUGUUUAAAAAUUUUUCAUAGUUUGGCGAAAGCUUUCUUUACAAAACAUAAAAUGGCAAAAACUUUCUCUACAAAAGAAGAAAUAGCAAGGACUUUCUUUACAAAACAUAAAAUGGCAAGAACUUUCUUUACAAAAGUAGAAAUGGCAAGAGCUUUGUUUACAAAACAUAAAACGGCAAGAACUUUCUUUACAAAACAUAAAAUUGCAAGAACUUUCUUUACAAAACAUAAAAUGGCAAGAACUUUCUUUACAAUAGUAGAAAUGGCAAGAACUUUCUUUACAAAAGUAGAAAUGGCAAGAACUUUCUUUACAAAAGAAGAAAUGGCAAGAACUUUAUUUACAAAACAUAAAAUUGCAAGAACUUUCUUUACAAAACAUAAAAUGGCAAGAAUUUUCUUUACAAAACAUAAAACGGCAAGAACUUUCUUUACAAAACAUAAAAUGGCAAGAAUUUUCUUUACAAAACAUAAAACGGCAAGAACUUUCUUUACAAAGCAUAAAAUUGCAAGAACUUUCUUUACAAAACAUAAAACGGCAAGAAUUUUCUUUACAAAAGAAGAAAUGGCAAGAAUUUUCUUUACAAAACAAUUUAUAAAUAUUUUUUCAGAACUUGGACUAA